AUGCAAAUGUCUUGUUUACUUGGUCAACAAGAAUUAGAAGGUAAACGUCCACCAAUGAUGCCAGGUGGUCGAACUUUACCAUCAUUUCGUCCAUAUGAAUAUUCACCACGAUCAGGUGAUUUUGUUGAUAGAAGUUUUUUAAGUGGUAUACGACCACAAGAAUAUUGUUUUCAUUGUCUUAUUGAUAGAGCUGUAAAAACUGCACGUAUUGGUUAUUUACAACGUUGUUUAAUGAAACAUUUCGAAGGUUUAGUUGUUAAUUAUGAUUUAACAGUACAUGAUAGUGAUCGAAGUGUUAUACAAUUUCAAUAUGGUGAAGAUAGUUUAGCUGUUGAAAAAUGUACUUAUUUAAAAGAACAAUAUUAUCCAUUUCUUAUUGAUAAUCAAUCAAUAAUAUUAGGUCAAGAUGAAUAUUCACGUAUUGUUGAUAUAUGUGGUUCAACAAAAGAAAAACAACCAAUUAUAAAAACAUUUAAAAAAAUUCGUGCAUGGAGAAAAAAAACUCGAGAUUUAGCUGAUAAUGAAAAUAAUUUAAAUGAUUGA
Molecule: messenger RNA, 543 nt
Organism: Rotaria sordida
Lineage: Eukaryota; Metazoa; Rotifera; Eurotatoria; Philodinida; Philodinidae
Source: the annotation of a GenBank genome assembly